AUGCUGUGCAUCUCUUUUUUUGCCCUAUUUUUAUUUUCAUUUUUAUUGUUUUGUGCCAUUUUUUUCUCCCCCGCAUCUCUCCCCUCGCCCACGGUACCCGACAAAACCACCGACAGCCAUGCUCGUCUACUUACCCUCAACAUCUUCAUGCGGCCGCCUGGCGUGAAGAAUAACUGGUCCGAUUACAAGGAUGACCGAUUGGAGUAUAUCAUGGAUUACAUUUUGCCAGAGUAUGAUAUCAUUGCAUUCCAAGAAGCAUUCGCAUUUGCCUCGCGCCGGAAAGACCGUCUUAUUCGCAGAGCCCGGGAACUCGGAUUCAAUUACCAUGUGGAAUCACCGAGACAUUAUCCGUGGGAAUUGGCGGUAGAUGGCGGUCUCUUGCUUAUUUCAAGGUUCCCCAUUCGGCAAUCAGACACGAUUGAGUUCCCCAGAGGAACACACAGUGAUUGGUUGGCUAUUAAAGGCGCGCUUCAUGCUUUGAUUGAAUUGAAUCCAUCUCGAUCGCUUCACGUUUACACCACCCAUACCCAAGCUUCAUACGAUUUGUUCAAUGUGAUCAAUCAGGGCGACACGGAAAUCCGUCUGAGUCAAUUCGCUCGGUUGCACCAGUUCAUGAGUGAUACGGCCGGAAACGAUGGGUUCCCUGUUAUGGUGAUGGGAGAUCUCAAUGUGGACGCUGCAACACACGGCGAAGGCAUUGCCAUCACGCAACCCUCCAAAGAAAGUUCACGUGAAUAUCGAAUGUUGAUGGACGUCUUACGAGGCACCGGGAUCCAUGGGCUGACGGAGAAAGGAGACAUGUCGACUGCGGUGUUUGAGCAUCCGUGGAAACUGGAUUUGACGGAUGUUAUCUAUGACCAUUACGGAUAUCACCCUGUAACCUUUGGGGAUUACGAAAUGGACGACCGUGGUAACCUACGCCCAGCAGAAACCGUCCUGACAGAUUCGGAUCAGCUGAUGACGGUCCAAAACAUUGAUCGUAUGUUAUGGGCGGGCCGGUCCACGCCGGUGCAAAUCGUCGACCCCAAAGUUGAAAAGUUCAUGGUCAAAGAUAAUUUGAACAUGGACGAAGAGCGACGUGCUCGUACAGCAUUCACACAAAUUUCAGGUAAGUUCCUUACCUUGACGGCAAGGAGAAGGGGAAGGAAUGAAAUUCUUUCUUUUUCUCGUUACGUUUUCCAGACCUGGGAAGUGCUGAUUUUUUUUUUUUUUUUUUUUACCAGAUCAUUACGGUUUAAGUUGCGUCAUGCAAUUGAAUCCAUAAAAAGCAUAUGCAAGUCGCAUCAGCGCAAUCAGGCCGAUUACCGUUCGUGUUACCAUUACCGUUGA
This is a messenger RNA of Radiomyces spectabilis, 1329 nucleotides long. RefSeq names its product Endonuclease/exonuclease/phosphatase. Gene Ontology annotation, molecular function: sphingomyelin phosphodiesterase activity. The record is from RefSeq and is a predicted model, not a curated record. Gene Ontology annotation, cellular component: extracellular region; cytoplasm. Lineage: Eukaryota; Fungi; Mucoromycota; Mucoromycetes; Mucorales; Radiomycetaceae. Bases 1 to 1329 code for a protein of 442 amino acids. The transcript is spliced from 2 exons.